Molecule: messenger RNA, 540 nt
Organism: Rhopalosiphum maidis (corn leaf aphid)
Lineage: Eukaryota; Metazoa; Arthropoda; Insecta; Hemiptera; Aphididae
Product: histone H3
Exons: 1
Coding region: 43-453 (136 amino acids)
Cellular component (GO): nucleosome
Molecular function (GO): DNA binding; protein heterodimerization activity; structural constituent of chromatin
Source: RefSeq, a predicted model, not a curated record
AGUUGUCCUACCCAGAACUACCACCUAGAACCCGAUAGCGCAAUGGCACGUACCAAGCAAACGGCCCGUAAAUCCACAGGCGGAAAGGCGCCCCGUAAACAGUUGGCCACCAAAGCCGCACGUAAGAGCGCGCCCGCCACUGGAGGUGUGAAGAAACCCCAUCGUUACCGUCCGGGAACCGUGGCUCUCCGUGAGAUCCGUCGUUACCAGAAGAGUACCGAACUGUUGAUCCGCAAAUUGCCGUUCCAACGUCUGGUGCGUGAAAUCGCCCAGGAUUUCAAGACCGAUUUGCGUUUCCAGAGUUCCGCUGUCAUGGCACUGCAGGAAGCCAGUGAAGCGUAUUUGGUCGGUUUAUUCGAAGACACCAAUUUGUGUGCGAUCCACGCCAAACGUGUCACGAUCAUGCCAAAAGACAUCCAAUUGGCUCGCCGUAUCCGCGGAGAACGUGCAUAAUUUUCUAUUUUAAUUAUCACCCUAAAACGGCCCUUAUCAGGGCCACCACAUCACUAUUUUUCGGCAGUUAUGAAUUUGUAAAUAAAA